UCGCGCUCCUCUCGCCCAUGGAAUUAAUUCCGGCUCCACUUGUUGCUCGGCCCAGAAGUCGAUUGGAAUAUUAAGGCCAGGAGUUGCUUUGGGGACGGCUGGAAGUGCAAUGUCUUCCAAGUUCUUCCUAAUGGCUUUGGCCAUAUUUUUCUCCUUCGCCCAGGUUGUAAUAGAAGCCAAUUCUUGGUGGUCGCUAGGUAUGAAUAACCCUGUUCAGAUGUCAGAAGUAUAUAUCAUAGGAGCGCAGCCUCUCUGCAGCCAGCUGGCAGGACUUUCUCAAGGACAGAAGAAACUGUGCCACUUGUAUCAGGACCACAUGCAGUACAUUGGAGAAGGCGCAAAGACGGGCAUCAAAGAGUGCCAGUAUCAAUUCCGGCAUCGGAGGUGGAACUGCAGCACCGUGGAUAACACCUCCGUUUUUGGCAGGGUCAUGCAGAUAGGCAGCCGCGAGACGGCCUUCACGUACGCGGUGAGCGCCGCGGGGGUGGUGAACGCCAUGAGCCGCGCGUGCCGCGAGGGCGAGCUCUCCACCUGCGGCUGCAGCCGGGCCGCGCGCCCCAAGGACCUGCCGCGGGACUGGCUGUGGGGCGGCUGCGGGGACAACAUCGACUACGGCUACCGCUUCGCCAAGGAGUUCGUGGACGCGCGCGAGCGGGAGCGCAUCCACGCCAAGGGCUCGUACGAGAGCGCGCGCAUCCUCAUGAACCUGCACAACAACGAGGCCGGCCGCAGGACGGUGUACAACCUGGCCGACGUGGCCUGCAAGUGCCACGGGGUGUCGGGCUCGUGUAGCCUCAAGACGUGCUGGCUGCAGCUGGCCGACUUCCGCAAGGUGGGCGACGCCCUGAAGGAGAAGUACGACAGCGCAGCGGCCAUGCGGCUCAACAGCCGGGGCAAGCUGGUGCAGGUCAACAGCCGCUUCAACUCGCCCACCACGCAGGACCUGGUCUACAUCGACCCCAGCCCCGACUACUGCGUGCGCAACGAGAGCACCGGCUCGCUGGGCACGCAGGGCCGCCUGUGCAACAAGACGUCCGAGGGCAUGGACGGCUGCGAGCUCAUGUGCUGCGGCCGCGGCUACGACCAGUUCAAGACCGUGCAGACGGAGCGCUGCCACUGCAAGUUCCACUGGUGCUGCUACGUCAAGUGCAAGAAGUGCACGGAGAUCGUGGACCAGUUCGUGUGCAAAUAGUGGGCGCCCGCCGCCCGCCUGUCACCCAGCCCCGCUCCCAGGACCCACUUAUUUAUAGAAAGUACAGUGAUUCUGGUUUUUUUUUUUUUUAAUAUUGUUUUAUUUUCCCCUGAGAAUUGCAACCGGAACCAUUUUUUUUU
Molecule: messenger RNA, 1332 nt
Organism: Canis lupus familiaris (dog)
Lineage: Eukaryota; Metazoa; Chordata; Mammalia; Carnivora; Canidae
Gene: WNT5A
Product: Wnt family member 5A
Exons: 5
Coding region: 110-1192 (360 amino acids)
Biological process (GO): multicellular organism development; cell fate commitment; neuron differentiation
Cellular component (GO): extracellular region
Molecular function (GO): frizzled binding; cytokine activity
Source: RefSeq, marked provisional